AUGCUCGCCCUCCAUAUCGCCCUCUACGCGCUUCUAGGCGCAUCUCUCGCGUUUGCAAUUAUAGAGCUAGGCUUGAGCGCACAUGUUGUCUCUCUGUAUCAUCACAUUCCGGUGCCAGAGUAUGAUUAUUACAAUGGUUACUCCUUCGAAGUGGUGGACAUCAAGCCGCCUCCUAUUCUCGAUUUCAUCAUUUUCUCCUCCGCGUGGAGCGUGUUAAUCACAGGAGUCGCCUUCUUCCUGCCUUUUUUCUACAGACAAAAGGAGAAUACACUUACCACAAACAAGUUGAUUUCCAUUGGCCUCGUCGCGAUGUACUUCGUCACUUGGGUCUUCUGGUUGGCGUCUUUCGCAAAUAUUGAAUGGCUUCUGGGAGGAUACUCGAGCGGGUCGUCCUAUUUGGAUGCUAUGAUUGCAUUCGCAAUACUACUUUGGCUUUCCUUCCUGGCUCUAUUCAUCCUGACUAUCAUCGCUAUAUGCGGUGUCUUGAAGUCAGACUUGCCCGGAUAUAUGCCUUUCAAAAUUGCAAAUGUGGAUGCUGCUCACAGCGCAGAUCCUGCAGAGCUGGAAGCCCCAGAGAUGGAAAGAGCUGAGGUUGCAGCGUAA
Paecilomyces variotii is the source of this 603-nucleotide messenger RNA. RefSeq lists its product as hypothetical. Gene Ontology annotation, cellular component: membrane. The coding region runs from base 1 to 603 and encodes 200 amino acids. The record is from RefSeq and is a predicted model, not a curated record. The transcript is spliced from 2 exons. Lineage: Eukaryota; Fungi; Ascomycota; Eurotiomycetes; Eurotiales; Thermoascaceae.